Molecule: messenger RNA, 3506 nt
Organism: Anolis sagrei ordinatus
Lineage: Eukaryota; Metazoa; Chordata; Lepidosauria; Squamata; Anolidae
Gene: STK17B
Product: serine/threonine kinase 17b
Biological process (GO): positive regulation of apoptotic process; protein phosphorylation; intracellular signal transduction
Cellular component (GO): nucleus
Molecular function (GO): protein serine/threonine kinase activity; ATP binding
Source: RefSeq, a predicted model, not a curated record
UUUCAAACGCCAACUGUGCGGCAGGCAGGCGGGCGCGAGCCAGCGACGGGCACGAGCGCCUCUGAAGGGAAGAGAUAAAAAGGAGGGCGCUCGUGCCGGCCAGAAGGGAGGGGGGCAGGGAAGGAGCGCGCGAGGCGAGUUUGAGGAGGGCAGAAAAGACAGAGAAGUCAAGGAAAAGGCCGCUGCUUUGGAAAUAAAGGAGUGAGUCGGUGAGAGAAGAAGAAAGGGCGGAGAAGAGCAAACAAACAAGGAGGAGGAGGCGCUAUACAGCGGCGUUGAGGGCGAGGAAGAAGAAGAAGAGGAGCAGGUGAAAAUCGGUAGCCAGAAUUGGGGAGAUCCCAUGCACUGACUAUGUCCAGACGGAAGUCUGAGAACAAAAGCCUUCCAGGCUUGUUGCCUGCAUCCCUUCAAACACAAAUAAAGACAGAGAACUUUCACAGUUUCUACGAAGUAGAACCAAAAGAACUGGGAAGGGGAAAAUUUGCUGUUGUUAGAAAAUGUAUUGCAAAAUCCUCAGGCCAAGAAUAUGCAGCUAAGUUUCUGAAGAAGAGGAGAAGAGGCCAAGACUGCAAAGCUGAGAUCCUGCAUGAAAUUGCUGUUCUAGAAGUAACAAAGCUGAGUCCCCGUGUAGUAAAUCUCCAUGAAGUUUAUGAAACAACAAAUGAAAUCAUCUUAGUAUUAGAAUAUGCUGCUGGAGGAGAAAUCUUUAAUUUAUGUCUAGACGAUGUAGAAGAAGCCAUUCAUGAAACUGAUAUUAUUAGGCUUAUACGACAAAUACUGGAAGGCAUUUGUUACCUGCAUCAGAACAACAUUGUACAUCUUGAUUUAAAGCCCCAGAAUAUUUUGUUGAGCAGCAUUUGUCCCCUUGGCGAUAUUAAAAUAGUGGAUUUUGGUAUGUCUCGGAAGAUUGGCAAUUGCUACGAACUGCGGGAAAUUGUUGGAACCCCUGAAUAUCAAGCGCCAGAAGUCUUAAACUACGAUCCUAUUACUACAGCCACAGAUAUAUGGAGUGUAGGCGUAAUUGCAUAUAUGCUGCUGACGCAUGAAUCUCCAUUUGUGGGAGCAGAUAAACAAGAAACGUACCUCAAUAUUUCACAAGGAAAUGUGGAUUAUUCUGAAGAAACCUUUGCUUCAGUUUCACUGUUGGCUAGAGACUUCAUUCAAAAGCUACUCAUUAAAAAUCCUGAAGAACGACCAACAGCAGAAGCUUGUCUGUCUCACUCUUGGCUUCAGCAGGGAGACUUCCUCUUGUUGUAUAGCCCUGAAGACAGUCCCAGUUCUUCUCCAACACAUGAUCUUAUAAACAAGUGCACAGAAGAAAGAAAUAAUAAUAGGCCCAUGUGUAAUGGCAUGUGCAGUGAACAAGAAGAUAAAGAGAAUAUUCCAGAAGACAGCAGUACCGUUUCCAAGCGAUUUCGCUUUGAUGACUCCUUGCCAUACCCUCAAGAACUUCCAACAGACUUUGUAUGUUAACAAAGGCACUCCUGCAGGUUAUUUUGAACUGACUCAGAUUUUGACCUACUCAUGUGGCAUGUCCUUUAAGAUUGUGGCUUGUCCACUGCUCUGUUGUGGUUACCCUGGAAAUGCACUUUUUGAGUUGAUCUUGUGUUGACCCUUCUUUGUGCUGCCAUUGCUGGCAAUGGGUUUGGCUCGGAGGAAUCUGGAGUCUUUGGCACCAGAAGUGGCUUGCCUUUGAAGGCAAGCAGAUGGUUGAGUAUACUUGCACUUUUUACAUUGAAGUCCCAAACGUGGUAUUUGGUGUGCUCAAAAAUAAAACAGACAAACCUAGAAGAGGAAUCCUUUGAAUGCUAACUAACAAAGCAUCAGUAAAGCACGUCCUAACCAUGUUCUAAGCCAAAGAGUGAUCUAAUAAUACUCUUGCAUUUGUAUUGCAACUAAAGCUAUGUGAACUUGGCACAGCAGAGAAAUGAGCCCUUUCGUUCCAGUCUAGCAGUACAGUCUCAUGCUGUCAUCUUUUGUUAAAAGAUUCAAAUCAGUGACUUAGUAGUAUAUAGCUGUACUGCAGUGAAGUCUUUCAUUCACUGGCGCUCAAACGCUUAGGCUGGAUUCCUGACUGGCAGCCCAGUUUUGUGCAUGUUUACUCAGAAUUUGAGCCUCAUUGGGAUGUACAUAAAGAGUAAAUGGAGAUAGGGCUGCAGUCUUAGAUCUUGUUCAUGUGUGGGCAUUUAGACCAAUUUGCAUUCCCUGGUUUAUACCUAAGUUGGGAGAAUGCAUACUUAACUUCUUAGCCUUCCACUUUCUGCAUGUACACAUGAUGUGGAAGAGGCUCAGAAGCAUUUUUGGUAUUGCACACAGAAAUGUCAUGAGCUAUUUCCUUACCAAAAUGUUUGGUCGUCCUUCUAUGCCAGCAGGAGAAUCUGUGCAAUGCCGUAUGUCAGUUAAGGGCAAGUUAUAUCUUGUGAUGGUUUAAGUCUGAAAGCUCUUAUUCAUAUCAUCAAAUCCAAUUUUAUUGAGUGAGAUCACUCACAAAAGAGUGCAGAGUGACGUUUGUUUUAAUUCAUCUUCUCAGAAUGAUGAUGACGUCACCGCAUUAAGCUUCUAUUUUACCAAUAUUUCCGUCCUAGUUGUCAGUUGAAUCUGUUUCUCUUACUUACCAAAGAUACAGUUGUACUAACAGGUGUAUGCCUGUUUACUCAGAAGUAAAUCCCAUAGUGUUUAGUGGGGCUUGCUCAAGUAAGCAUAAAUAGAUCUGCAGCCUAAAGCCAUAUUGCAACCAAUAUGUUAGCAGCACAGGUGAAGUGAAGGAAAGUAUAGAAGAAAACAUCACUGUUUUUGUGGCAUUGUAAAAGCUAAUCAUUUCACAAAUGUUUAGUCGUGAAGGUGUUCUACCAGUAAUUAGCAGAGGGAGUGCCAUUGAUUUCCCAACAUAAUCACAUAAAUGAUCUGUGGCUGAUGCUGCAGGCAGUUGGGCAUGUAUGUAUUAUCAGGCCAAAGCAGAUUCAAGUCCACAUUCAGAAAAUCUGUGCAAAAUUUCAAUACUGGAAGCCAUAAUUUCUUUAGAAUUAUCAGUUAAAGACUUUGUGAGGGGAGCAGGGAGAUUACAAAUUAUUGCAUCAUAAUUUCAUUUUUCAAAGUGUUAAUUUUAGGCUGUUUUAAAAAAAGAAAAAACAAAGUCCUGUUCCAUAAAUGCAUUUUAAUAUGGAAGAAAGGUUAAGAGUUAAACUGCGUGCCACAAUAAUGGUUACACCAGCACUUUAUAAAACAGAAUACGUAGAAAAAGUAUGUUUCCAUUGUGGUAUGUUUUUUAAAAAGUUUACAUUUCUUUUUCUUUCUUCUAGUCUUAAAACUUAAAAAAAUGAAUAAGUCAAUUUCUGUUUCUAGUCAAUAGAGUGUUUCGGAUUUUAUAAACAUGUAUAUGUAUGUAAAUUCAGGAUAUAACUUGAAUCUGACAAUUCUAAAUGGUUCGGUAUGUCUAAUUUUGUAAGUUUUCUUUGUUUAUGCAUAAGUUUGUAUAUAAUUUUACUGGAAUUAUAAUUGUUCUUGGA